UCUGUGCUUUCGCUUUGUCGGGUGCUGAAGUUCAGGACACGUAAUCAGUGUGUGCUGGAGCCGAAGGGAGAGCUGGGCAGACUGUACAGGGAGAUCGGCUGCCGUGAUGGCUCGGGAAGGGAUGAAGCACCGAGAGGGGAACCUGCGGCCGGAGAUGAGUGGAUACAGCAUGUACGAGGAGGAGAAUGACAGGCUGACCGAGACCCUGAGGAUGAAGGCGAGCGCCUUGAAAUCGCUUUCAAUCGACAUUGGAACAGAAGUUAAAUAUCAUAAUAAAAUGUUAGGAGAAAUGGAUUCUGAUUUUGACUCAACAGGUGGACUAUUAGGAUCUACAAUGGGCAGACUGAAAAUUUUAUCAAGAGGCAGCCAAGCUAAACUUCUUCUCUACAUGCUAUUGUUUUCAUUAUUUGUUUUCUUUGUCAUUUAUUGGUUUGUGAAGCUCAGGUGAUGAGUUUUAUUUAAUAUCGUGUGGAAAUCUCCCAACUUUUUUUUUUGUGUGUGUGUGUAUUAUACCAUUGAGUGCCUGUACUAGUAGCCCAGUCAUUAAUUUGUUAAAUGGUGGAUGGUGCUUGUCCAGAAGGGUGAGUUUUUAUAAGUCUGGCUGCACUUAAUAAAAGUUUGGAUUCUACUUAGCAUCUUGUCAGGAAGUGCUAGAAGAAUGAAAAUGGUUCCUUACAUCUCCACAUUUUAUAACUGGAUCCUUGCCUAGCAGACAAAUAAUUUUAUAAUCUUUCUAAUCUGAAGAGCCCGUGGGAUGUGUGAUCAUUGAGGAUCUAUGUCACAAAUGUUAUCUUAACUUUUGUGUAAUCAACCGUUUCCAGAAAAUUUUAAAGAAACUGCAUUUCUUCUUUUGAGUCGUUUAUAUUCAUAUAUUAUGCCACAUUUUUAUGGAAAAAAUAUCACAUUACUAGUUCUAAGUAAUUGUUAUGUAGUUUAAUAUCUUAGCUGCUAGCUUUUUGAACUUUGUGAAAAAUGUGUUUGCUAUUUGUUCCAGUUACUAAGCUGCUUUGAGAGGCCAUGAGGCAUAACAUUAAAUAUUUGGAUGUAUAUAGUGCCAAAAAUAAAUAAUAUUUAGUCUGAAUGUAUGUACACAAAUAGUUAAUUUAUGUCAAAAUGGAUAUGUGGUCACAGUGCUGCCACAUAUUGGAUUAAAAGAUAAUCUUGUGUACUAUAUGCUAAUAUUCCAAAUAUAAAAAAGGUCCAAGCUUACAUCAUGGAGAGAUCCUGUGGUAAUAUAGUGUAUAACUUUUGCUUAAGUCUUUAUGUAUUAAAUUAGCAUUUUUCAUGUUUCAGCUUUUUGAAAUUCAAAAUGACCAAUGCUAUUAUCUCUAUUUUCCAACAAAGGAAUAGAAUUUGUGCAUGUCUGGAUGCUUUGUUACAAUUUAGUCAUAUAAUGAAUAUUUAUAUAAUAAUUCCAUUUUUGUUUUGGUAUCAUAUACAUUCUGUGCUAUUUUUUUUUUUUUUCUUGAACAUGUACCAGACCUUUACUGGAGGCAGUUUCUUAAUAUCUCCCAUUACAGGUGUCACUAAGGUGUGACUUCAGACUGCUUUUCAAAACGUAGGCCAUAAAAGCCAAUUUGGUGUAGUUCUGCAUGCCAGCUGUGGUUUAACUUUGUCUGUUUUGGCCUACAUUUUUAAAUUCACUUUGAAUUUAAAGGGGGGACAUCUUCUACAUACUUAACCCAUAAAUGUAACUAUACAUUUUUGAACUCAGCUGCUUAUCCUAAAACUUUUUAAGGACUUUUUAUGCCCCCAGACAUGAACAUCUUAUGGAGUUAUGGGUGUAAAAUUCCCAUCCCAUGAUGUACUGUGCUAUGCGUGACUAUAAUAUUUCUGUGGCCUUUUUAAAGCAGGACUGUGCCUUCUGUGAAAGUGACAGUUCCUUAUUCCCUUGCCUCAGUAAAUGUUAUUAAAGCACUUCGUGGGAUGAGUAGUGAAGUAAAAAAAAAAACCAAUACUCUCCACAUUUCUGCCAUGUCCAUAUAAUCACCCCUUUAUGCUCUGAGUGUGCUUAGGUAUCUAAAAAUACAUUUUGUAUUAGUGAAUUCAUGCAUGCCCUGGACUCUUGCUAUAGUAUUGUGCAUGUGAAUUCGGUACCCUGGGGUAAAUAAUUUGCAUGGUGUGCCCAAUCUGUGCAAGUACACCAAGUUACACAUUGUGUAUAUAUAUAAAAAAAAAAAAUAUUAGGAGUUUACAAAAAGAAACUUAAUUGCACACUGUGCAGAAAUCUCACUUGCGACAGACCAUUAGACGCCUCUGCUAUCUUAUUUUCUCAAGGAAAGUAGUCAGUAAUGUAAUUAUAAAGUGUUGGGAAGAUGACCUACCUCAACUCAAAAUACCUCUUUUCCAACCUUUUCCGUUUGAAGGCUGGUUACUAAUUUGUGCUUUUGUUUUAUUAACUAGCCUUAUACCAUCAGAAAUGUAUAUUUUCAACUUUAAUAUAUUUUCAACUUCUUCAUAUCAACCAUUCUUUACCAAAAUGUCUUUUACUACCAACUAUGUUCAGGCUCUCCCAAUUACUAUCCACCUGAAGUACCCAUUGCACAGGUUCCUCAACAAGUUCUCUAAUGGCAAUUGCUCUGUCUCUAUCAUCUGCUGUUAACCUGAAGUACCCCCACCACAGGUUGAGAAACUUAAUGUUUUCUCCUUCCAUCAUGAAUCAUGUCAGUUGUGUUCAAAGUGAUUUAAAAGACAAAAGACCAACACAGUUUUGCUGUGGAAUGUAAAUAAAGCCUAUAUUUGCUUUGUA
This is a messenger RNA of Pelobates fuscus (common spadefoot toad), 2749 nucleotides long. It is a transcript of the gene BET1, whose product is annotated as Bet1 golgi vesicular membrane trafficking protein. Gene Ontology annotation, cellular component: SNARE complex. Gene Ontology annotation, molecular function: SNAP receptor activity. Gene Ontology annotation, biological process: vesicle fusion with Golgi apparatus; endoplasmic reticulum to Golgi vesicle-mediated transport. The transcript is spliced from 3 exons. NCBI's taxonomy places the organism in Eukaryota, Metazoa, Chordata, Amphibia, Anura, Pelobatidae. The coding region runs from base 107 to 448 and encodes 113 amino acids. The record is from RefSeq and is a predicted model, not a curated record.